Messenger RNA from Triplophysa dalaica, 3317 nucleotides. It is a transcript of the gene mgat1b, whose product is annotated as alpha-1,3-mannosyl-glycoprotein 2-beta-N-acetylglucosaminyltransferase b. Gene Ontology annotation, molecular function: alpha-1,3-mannosylglycoprotein 2-beta-N-acetylglucosaminyltransferase activity. The record is from RefSeq and is a predicted model, not a curated record. Lineage: Eukaryota; Metazoa; Chordata; Actinopteri; Cypriniformes; Nemacheilidae. Bases 331 to 1947 code for a protein of 538 amino acids. Gene Ontology annotation, cellular component: Golgi apparatus. Gene Ontology annotation, biological process: protein N-linked glycosylation. The transcript is spliced from 3 exons.
CUCUCUGACUACAUACACAGAGAGCGGCGGCGUCAAAUGCAGACACAAUCAGUCCACAAGCGCAUAUACCGCCGGUAAAAUAAGCGUCCGCAAAGCCUCAGCUCGCUAUCUUAUAUCACUGCAGACUGGAUAUAAUCUUACAACAGAGCGAGAAAAAGCACGCAGGGAAAGAGGAAUGGACGACACCUUCACGAAUGGAGAGAUCGGAAUAUUGACAGCAGUGACGGGGAACGUUAAAGGGAAUCUACGGAGGCGACGAUGAAGAGAAGUCAAAAGUAAAGAUACCUUCAGACGGCAUCGUUUCGUUAUUUUACCUCAUCCUGGUGAGAGAUGAUGAAAGCCUUUACUUCACUCCGGUCCCUCUUGUGGUGUCACUGGGCCAUGGUUCGCAAGAAAGGAUCUCUUAUUUUGUGCGUAGCAUUUCUGUUCAUUGCCUGGAAUGCCUUGCUCCUCCUCUUUUUAUGGGGGAGGCCUCCCAUCGGUCGACUCGGCGAGGGAGGUGGAGCCGAACCGGGAGCUGGAGAGGAGUGGGGAGCCGGAAAAGCAAAAAUGGGCGGAGCCAACGGACUGGCCAUCGAAGUGAUCAGAUUGGCCGAAGAAGUAGAAUCGGAACUGGAGACUCAGAAAAAGCUUCUCAAACAGAUACAGACUCACAGGGAAUUGUGGGAACAGCAGAAAGAAUUGGGCAAGAAGGAAUCUGAGAACGCUAAAAAGGACAAGAACAUUCAGGAGCCUAAAAAAACUCAUCAGUUUCCUGCAGUACCUCUACAUCGUAAAAUUGUAGAUGACACAAAAACUGUUGUGAAAAACGCACCUGUGGUUACACAACCUCAUCCGGAAAUAGAGGAGGGGAAAGCAGACCAAAAACAGGAAAUGUCGGAAAAUGAAGUAGACCUCACUAAACCUAGUCCUCAGAUUAUAAUCUCAAUUCUAGUCAUAGCCUGUGACAGAGUAACAGUGAAGAGGAGUUUGGAUAAAUUGAUACAGUACCGCCCAUCUCCUGAGCUUUUCCCAAUCAUUGUCAGCCAGGACUGCGGACACGCAGAUACGGCAAGGGUGAUUGGCUCCUAUGGUAGUCAGAUAACCCACAUUAGCCAACCGGAUCUUGCCGACAUUCCAGUACGACCCGAUCACAGGAAGUUCCAGGGUUACUACAAGAUUGCCAGGCACUACCGUUGGGCCUUGAAUCAAGUGUUCAAUGUCUUUGCUUACUCUACUGUCGUCAUUGUGGAGGAUGACCUGGAGGUGGCCCCGGACUUUUUUGAGUAUUUCCGUGCUCUCUACCCUAUUUUGCAUUCCGACCCUACCUUGUGGUGCGUUUCCGCAUGGAAUGAUAACGGGCGGGAGGGGCUGGUGGACCCGGGCAAGACCGACCUGCUUUACCGAACGGAUUUCUUUCCAGGCCUUGGAUGGAUGCUUUUAAAGGAAGUAUGGGCAGAGUUGGAGCCCAAGUGGCCCAAGGCCUUCUGGGACGACUGGAUGCGCCACCCCGAGCAACGAAAGGAGCGUUCGUGCAUUCGUCCUGAGAUCUCGCGGACUAUAACGUUCGGCCGGAAAGGAGUCAGUUUGGGUCAAUUUUUUGACCAGUAUCUGCGCUACAUAAAACUCAACAUUGAAUUAGUGCCUUUCACUAAACUGGACUUGUCUUAUUUGGUCAGGGAGAGGUAUGAUGAAGUCUUUAACAAGGAUGUCUACAGCGCUCCCUUGGUGAAGGUGGAGGAACUACAGCAUGCCGGAAGCCUUAAGGGCUCCGGACCGUUUAGAGUUCAGUAUUCCAGCAGAGACAGCUUUAAAGUGCUGGCACGCAAUUUGGGAGCGAUGGACGACUUGAAGUCAGGGGUUCCCCGCACUGGGUACAGGGGCGUAGUGAGUUUCAUCUCCCGCGGGCGAAGAAUUUAUCUGGCACCGCAUGAGGGCUGGACAAAAUAUGACACCAGCUGGAGCUGAGAGGGAUGAGGUUCGGAUGCGGACCACAAAAGGACAGAAAGACAAAACCCACAACUUAUAUUACAAGUUCAGGAGGAGAGAAACGGCCUCUCAAACCAAAGAAAACAGGCAGGGUGUGACAGAUUGUGGAAAGAUUAGCAGAAAGAAAUGAGCGUAAACAGCAGGUUUGUUAAGAACACCAGGGCAUGCUGGGAACAGCACAUAAGAGGGCCCGUCGUACUAUAUUUGCGCUGCAAUCCUUCAACAAACUGGCCUCGUGGAAAACGUUACGUCGAAACACCUCCACUGAAUACUAAAAGUCUGAUAUGGGGUUUACUGUCCAGGUCACAUUUCACCUUCAAAACAAAUGAAAUGAUCAUACGUAUUUUCUGAGAACCAUUUGAAUGUCGUCAUUUUCAUAAAAAAUGCAUUUUGUUCCCCAAGUCUUCUUACCGUAAUGCCGCAAUCUUUAACUUUGGAUUUAUUUUGUAAUUCUCAAUGCUCAGUGAUGAUUUAUUACUGAAAUGCAGUUUUUAUUGUUUAAAUAAUUACUGUGUAAUGAUCUUAUUUAAAUCAGCACUACAAGUUCUACUGUAAUGUAUUAUUAUAAUUUAAAUAUCAUUUUUUAUUGCGCACUCCAUCCAGGGUGUAUCCUGCCUUGAUGCCCGAUGACUCCUGAGAUAGGCGCAGGCUCCCCGUGACCCGAGGUAGUUCGGAUAAGCGGUAGAAAAUGGAUGGAUGGAUUUUUUAUUGCGGUAAUGAGAUUUGGGGAUGCUUAAUUGUACGCAAAUGAGAAAAUAUGAAUUGUCCUAAAUUGGCUUAAUUUUAUUUAUGGAAAAUAUUAUGGCUCAAUUAUUUCUUUUGAUUUUGGGGGUUAAAUAUGAUCCGGAGUUUAGAUUCAUUUUGAAACUCUUGAGAGAUUUUAUUACCACCAGACAUUCUAAAUGAAAUCAUUUACACGUAUAUAAAUGAAGAUUACAGCCGUCUGAUUUGACUGAUGCAUUCAUACAAAACUCAUUUUACCUUUUAUGUAGCACCAUUAAAUCAAUGAAGUUAAAACUUGUGCAGGGCUUGUGUUAACUGACAUACCAAAACUCUGUGCCAUUCUGUUAAAGUACUGUACUUGAACCUUUUUUUAUCAUUCUUCCUGUUAAGGGAGAGCUGUCAUUGCAUUUUAAAGAUGAUUGUGGGUUUGUUGCAAAACCACUGGUGAAGGAUAUCGCUUAGGAUACGUCUUUAUGGAUGAACCAGAGGUGAGAGGGAACAUUUUAAUGAAACGUCUGGGAAAGAAAAGGUCUGAUAUUAAUGCAUAUGCAGUAUGAAGAAGUGUGAAACCACUGCCUGACAUGUUUAUAACUUUAAUACAUUGAGAAUAAAACAGACUAUUUUGA